Molecule: messenger RNA, 1193 nt
Organism: Microbotryum saponariae
Lineage: Eukaryota; Fungi; Basidiomycota; Microbotryomycetes; Microbotryales; Microbotryaceae
Source: the annotation of a GenBank genome assembly
AUGCCAACGCUCUCAACCGUCUCUCGUUUCCUUCCCUCGUGGUCGACCGUCCUCGUCGGCUUGAUCCUCAACUACGCGCUCAAGACGUCUAGCACGACCGUACGCUCGCAAUGGCUUCGUAGAACGUUCUUCACUUUACUCUGGCUCAACUGGAGGUCAUUACCUUUCAUUUGGCACCUCCGUACGUCCGCUCCGCAUCAUACCUCGGUCAGCAAAGUGAAUCGAUUAAGACUGAACCCCGCCCGUCCUAGCAGACCUCUUUGGCCAAGUUCCUCUCCUGCAUCUCCGACUUCGUCUUUACGGCCUAGACAAGGUAUUCGCCAUCGCCAAAGACCCCUUCGAUACCAAAGUCAUCACCAGGGGAACCGCCACUUGGGACGCGUCCGAUUGGAACAUGCAUCUCAGCAAUUCGUCCUAUGCUAAAGCAUGCGACGUAGCGAGGUUCAAGUGGUUGUGUAACGUCGUAGGUUGUUUCGUCGCUCAGCCGUUCGGAAGGAUGGAUGAGCAUGUUCCUGAUGUUGUUGAUUUGGAUGGUCUUGGGUCUUGCGGGGGGGGGGGGGGGAAUCAGGUUGGCCCCGCAUUCGGUAGAGAGGAUAUUUGGUCCCCUCUUGCUCAAACGGCUUUCUAUUUUCAUCGCGAGAUCCCGAUCUUCGCUUCGUACGAGAUCGAUGUACACGUCGUCGCAUGGGAUGAUAAAUGGGUACGGUUCCCAUCUGCAUCUUUCUAGCCGCGAUUCGGAACCGAUCGCCCCAAAACUGAUCUUACUUUUCAUUCACUUUUCCUCCCCACGAUAGCUCUACUACGUCUGCCGUUUCACCACACCUCCGAAUAAGAAAACCUCCUCUUCCGAACGAACGCUGAAUUGCGUCUCCCUUUGUCGAUCAUGUUUCAAGAUGAAAGGAUCGAGACUUUCUAUACCCCCUUCGCGCGUCUUGUCCAUCUCUGGUGUGGGUCCUGAUCGAUCCAAUUGGGAUCGAGCGAUGGGUUUUAGAGCCGAGGGGAAAGGGAAGGCUUGGUUGAAGUAUGGUGGGGAAUUGGCGGCGAAGAAGGCGGGCAAGUUGGGUACGGAUCAUGUUUUGGUUGGGGAGGAAGGCUGGGACGAGGAUGGGAUGCGAGAUUAUGAAGAGAGGAGGAUCGAAGGGUUGAAAAUCGUGGGAAGGUUUGGGGAUGUGAGAGGGUGGGAGAACCUUUAG